AUGUUGAAACGAAGCCUGUUCACGUCAAGUAUUCAGUUUGCCAAAAAGAAGGUUGCUAAAAAAGAGGUUGUUCAAGAAAAAGCAAUCCUUGGUAGACCUUCUAACAAUCUUCGCAUGGGUAUUGUUGGACUUCCUAAUAUUGGAAAGUCGUCCUUGUUCAACACACUGACAAACAGCAGCGUACCUGCAGAAAAUUAUCCGUUUUGUACGAUUGACCCUUCAGAAGCACGAGUUCAAGUGCCUGAUAGUCGAUUUGAUUGGCUUGUCAACCUAUAUCAACCCAAAAAAAUAACACCUGCCCACUUAACUGUAGUUGAUAUUGCUGGACUUGUCAAAGGAGCCUCACAAGGUGCUGGGUUAGGAAAUGCGUUCUUAUCGAAUGUAUCUUCUGUAGAUGCUAUAUACCAUCUUGUGCGAGCAUUUGAUAAUGAGAAUAUUACUCACGUGGAAGAUACGGUUAACCCUGUGAGAGACUUGGAAAUUAUUCAGAAUGAAUUGAGAAUAAAGGAUGAGGAAACGCUCGAACGUCAGAUAAUGGAAUUAACAAGACAAGCAAGUCGAGAGCCAACAAAGAAGACAACGAUAGGACUCUCAAAGCGAGAUGAAUUGAAUAUUAUAGAAAAGGUGGCUGAAUUUAUGGCAAAGGGCAGAGAUGUACGAAAAGGAGAGUGGACUGUGCCUGAAGUGAAUGUGAUCAAUACGUUGCAUUUACUCACAGCUAAACCCAUGAUUUAUCUCUGUAAUGUAAGUGAAGAAGAAUAUAUAGCCAAUGAAGGCUACAAGUUACCUGAAAUAAAAAGCUGGGUUGAACACAAUAAUCCUGGUGAUCUCAUCAUCCCAUUAUCGGUUCCACUGGAAGCCAAGAUAGGCACAAUGUCAAAUCCGUCGGUUGAAUCACAGUUACCCAAAGUUAUAUUGGCAGGAUAUAAAGCGCUUGACUUGAUCCAUUAUUUUACUUGUGGACCACAAGAAGUGAGAGCAUGGACAGUGAGAAAUAAUUCAAGGGCUCCUCAAGCAGCGGGUGUUAUUCAUACUGAUUUUGAAAGAGGAUUCAUUUCUGCUGAUAUCAUGAAAAUAGAUGAUUUACAACACUAUGGCUCUGAGAAUGCAGUCAAGGCAGCAGGUAAAUAUCUUCAAAAAGGAAAAGAUUAUAUAAUGGAAGAUGGUGAUAUCGCUUAUUUCAAAGUAAGUAAAUAA
This is a messenger RNA of Rhizopus microsporus ATCC 52813, 1197 nucleotides long. RefSeq lists its product as uncharacterized. Gene Ontology annotation, molecular function: GTP binding; ATP binding; ATP hydrolysis activity. The transcript is spliced from 6 exons. Bases 1 to 1197 code for a protein of 398 amino acids. Gene Ontology annotation, cellular component: cytoplasm. The record is from RefSeq and is a predicted model, not a curated record. NCBI's taxonomy places the organism in Eukaryota, Fungi, Mucoromycota, Mucoromycetes, Mucorales, Rhizopodaceae.